GAGUUUGUCCCGGGACAUUUGGAAUAUUUGGAAGAUGCCUUAAUGUGUCCUGACCUCCCAACUGUCUACCACACUUAUGCCAGUGACUACAGCAGCAUUGAUGACAGUGAAGGUGAUCAUUCUAAUGAUGGCUACAAGAACCACGGCAGCAGCAGUGAUCAAAGUGACAAUCAUUGCCAUGAUGCUGACGGCAGUGAUGUCUGCAACAAUGACAAUGUCAUCCUUCAGAAACAAGAAAUGGACCCUGGUGACUUGCACCUUCACAUCCUCCAGAGUAAGGUAGAAUACAACUACACAAAGGUGGUUGAAGGAAAUGGAAAAUCUGUAGAAAGGAAAGAGGAGCAGGAAGAAGAGCACAAAGAGUCCAAAGCAAGAAGUCGAUGGAAAGAUCGGGAAGAUUCACCCUCAGGCUUCACUUUGGUUGAUGGCAUCUCCAUGUCUACUUUAAGAGACCCAGAAAUAGGUGCUACAAAUGAACAGAGUUUUAAUGAAGACAUCUUUGACGUUCAUGAUAAUCUUCUCUUAAUUCCCAGUCCGGCUCUUGUUGAAAGAGUGAAACCUGAGCCCUGUGCCAGAUGCUGUCCAUGUUUUUGCUUUCCUUGCUUUCCCUGUUUUCAUAGAGUUUGGAAAUGGCUGGUGACAAUUUUCAAUGUGAGCAAGAAAGCGCAGGUAGCCAAUGGGCACUCAGAUUCUAGAGCCCGCCAGUGAUUUGCAAUGAUGCUAUCAAGGAGUUGAUGGUGACAACUAUUUGCACAUUGAUUUCUGGGGUUUUCCUUGAAUUCUCUUCCCCUUUUUAUUUUCUUUUUCCCAAGUGGCUAGCUGGGAAGAAGCCAGGUCUUGACACUAGGGAAGCCAGCUUCUCCCUUUUUGAGGUCACUUUUAAGAGGACUAUAACUACAUGUUCAGACCCACCUCCAAACAAUAAUAGUAAAUGUAACAAUUACACAGAAAAACUCAUUCUCAAUGAAUGCCAAUUUGAAGAUACAGGAGGUUACUAAGUUUUGCUGACAUUUCCCUUUCAUCCUUUUUGUAACAAGUCAUUUUUAAUUUGAAAUGCUUGUCUGGGAGGGGAUGCUGGAAGAAUUCUGGUGACGGAGAAAAACAUUUCAAUAAAAUCUAUUUUUGCACACUA
Messenger RNA from Sarcophilus harrisii (Tasmanian devil), 1132 nucleotides. RefSeq lists its product as uncharacterized. The coding region runs from base 43 to 708 and encodes 221 amino acids. The record is from RefSeq and is a predicted model, not a curated record. NCBI's taxonomy places the organism in Eukaryota, Metazoa, Chordata, Mammalia, Dasyuromorphia, Dasyuridae. The transcript has 2 exons.